Rana temporaria (common frog) is the source of this 4332-nucleotide messenger RNA. It is a transcript of the gene CAMK2B, whose product is annotated as calcium/calmodulin dependent protein kinase II beta. Gene Ontology annotation, biological process: protein phosphorylation. The coding region runs from base 420 to 2291 and encodes 623 amino acids. The transcript is spliced from 23 exons. Gene Ontology annotation, molecular function: ATP binding; calmodulin binding; calcium/calmodulin-dependent protein kinase activity. The record is from RefSeq and is a predicted model, not a curated record. Gene Ontology annotation, cellular component: neuron projection; cytoplasm. NCBI's taxonomy places the organism in Eukaryota, Metazoa, Chordata, Amphibia, Anura, Ranidae.
UCCCUCCCUCUUGUUCUCUCUCAGUCUGAAAUUAAUACAGGCAAGGCACAUUCAAAGCUGCUCCUGACUACCUCUCCUUUCUCUUUCUCCCUAUCUCCCCCUAAUUCCUGAAAUCUCCCCUGAUCCCUAUUUUUUUUUUCCUAUCUCUCUCAUUCUUUUCAUCCCUCUCCAUCUGUCUUUUUUUUUAUUCCUCCUCAUCCUUUCUGGGAUUUUUUUUUUUUUUUUGUGGUAGAAAAGACGCAGAGAACCCUACAGGAGGGGCAGACAGGAAAGAGCAAAUAACAGGACUAGAAGGGGGCAAUUAAGACAGAUCUCAUCAGAGCCAAACGCCCCUGCCGCUCUCUUACUGAAAGAAGACUAAGGAGGUCUCUUCCUUGCUAGAACCAAUAAGCACUGCAGAGCCCGGAUCCCAUGCAGACAUGGCUGUAACCUGCACACGCUUUACAGAUGAAUACCAGCUGUAUGAAGAGAUUGGCAAGGGAGCAUUCUCAGUGGUCAGAAGAUGCGUGAAGCUCUGCACAGGGCAUGAAUAUGCGGCAAAGAUCAUUAACACCAAGAAGUUGUCAGCACGAGAUCAUCAGAAACUAGAGAGAGAAGCCCGGAUUUGUCGUCUAUUAAAGCACCCAAAUAUUGUACGCCUCCAUGACAGUAUAUCAGAGGAGGGUUUCCACUAUCUCAUCUUCGACCUGGUCACAGGAGGGGAGUUGUUUGAAGACAUUGUGGCAAGAGAAUAUUACAGUGAAGCAGAUGCAAGUCACUGUCUCCAUCAGAUAUUAGAAAGUGUUUGUUUCACACACUCUUGUGACAUUGUGCACAGGGACUUGAAGCCAGAAAACCUUCUACUUGCCAGUAAAUGCAAAGGAGCUGCUGUAAAGUUGGCGGAUUUUGGCCUGGCCAUAGAGGUACAAGGAGAACAGCAGGCCUGGUUUGGUUUUGCUGGAACCCCAGGGUACCUGUCCCCAGAGGUGCUCCGAAAAGAGGCAUAUGGAAAACCGGUGGAUAUCUGGGCAUGUGGUGUUAUCCUCUAUAUUCUCCUGGUUGGCUACCCACCAUUUUGGGAUGAAGACCAGCACAAGCUCUACCAGCAGAUUAAAGCUGGGGCAUAUGAUUUCCCAUCUCCGGAGUGGGACACAGUGACACCAGAAGCUAAGAACCUGAUUAACCAGAUGCUGACCAUUAACCCUGCCAAGCGUAUUACAGCUCAUGAAGCUCUCAAGCACCCAUGGGUCUGCCAACGUUCAACUGUUGCCUCAAUGAUGCACAGACAAGAGACUGUGGAGUGCCUGAAGAAGUUCAAUGCUCGUCGAAAGCUAAAAGGAGCCAUUCUGACCACUAUGCUGGCAACAAGGAACUUUUCUGUGGGCAGACAGACCACAGCUCCUGCCACAAUCACCACUGCCGCCACUAGUACAGCCCUGGGGUUGGUGGAACAAGCUAAGAGUUUGCUGAACAAGAAGACGGAUGUUGGAAAGCCUCAGACGAACAGCACUAAGAACAGCGCUGGAGUGACUAGUCCGAAGGGGCCUAUUCCACCAGCUGCCUUGGAGCCUCAAACCACAGUAAUUCAUAACCUGGUGGACGGGAUAAAGGAGUCAUCAGACAGUACACAUACAAACCCAGAGGAUGAAGAAAUGAAAGUGCUGAAGUUCUCAGACAUUUUAAGCUCAGUGAGGAGGGGUUCGGGGGCCCUGGAAGCUGAGGGACCUCAAGCAGCGGUCGCUCAGCAGCCCCUCUCCCCAUCCUUCCCCCAUUCACCUCUUGCACAGCCUGCUAGAUUCACAGAUAUAUUUAACACAGUCAGACGAGGCUCAGAAGCAGAGGGGGUGCAGUAUUCCAACACGCAGCAUCGGCUCUCCCAGCCCCAUCUAAACUCUCCGUUUGUACAGCCUCGGAAACAGGAGAUUAUUAAGAUAACAGAACAGCUGAUUGAGGCAGUGAAUAAUGGAGACUUCGAAGCAUAUGCGAAAAUUUGUGACCCUGGAUUGACUACGUUUGAGCCAGAAGCUCUGGGUAACCUUGUUGAGGGGAUAGAUUUUCAUCGAUUUUACUUCGAAAACUUGCUGUCUAAGAACAACAAGCCAAUCCAUACGACCAUCUUGAAUCCUCACGUCCAUGUGGUGGGAGAGGAUGCUGCCUGUAUCGCCUACAUACGCCUGACACAAUACAUCGAUACACAGGGUCGACCUCGUACCAGCCAAUCUGAAGAAACCCGUGUUUGGCAUCGCCGUGAUGGCAAGUGGCAAAAUGUCCACUUCCACUGCUCAGGGGCCCCUGUGGCACCCCUCCAGUGACACCUCCAGUAAUGCCCUCCUGGCUUCACCAGAAAAGAGGAAGUGCCAGAGACUUUUGGCUCCGCCGCUCACAGAGUUCCAGCGGCGAGGAAAAGCACGUGACCGCAUGCUUGUGCCGUUCCCUCUCAUCCCUCCUCCCCCUCAACCCCUCCAAAUCCAGACUCUUCUAUUCUUGUGGCCCUCAAUCCCCUCCCCCCAUGUGCACACAUACCCCAGACAUCCACUGCCUGGACUCAUGAAAUGUUUGCAAGAGGACAAGAAAAUGUUGUAGGAAAAAAAAGCCUCCUUUGUAUGUUUCCCUUCUGAACUUCUAAGCAUUCUUACCCCUCCCAAGCUGGGGAAGGGAAAGCUGAAACCUGUAUGACCCCUAUCAUGCUACAGGGGUAGGUGCAUCUAUUGACUUGUUGCAGAGAGAAAAAUUUGACCUUCAGCCUUCUUCCCUUUGGUCUUUUUGGCUUUAUUUGGGGGGUUGUGGAGGGGUGGAGGGAUCAUCUGAAAUCUCGAGGGGCUGGGGGGAGAGAACUGUAACCUUCCCGUGGAGCUGUUCCUUCCCGUGUGUUUGCGCGUCCAACGUGAAAUGAGUCGUCCAAACAGAACAAAGAGAAAACAAAAAAGGUACUUUUAAAAAAACACACAAAAAAAAUUUAAAAGACAUAAAAUAAAAAAAUAUAUAUAUUUUUUGUUUUUAUUUCCGCAAAGCAGUUCUCCCAGGGGCCCCCACUGCUACCUGUUUCUGUUUUCUUUUGCUUUAGGAAUGCAAAAAUAAUAUAUAUAUUAUACAUAUAGAUAUAUCUAUAUAUAUAAUAUAUAUAUUUAUUUAUAUUGAAAGAAGAAAAAUAUAUAUAUUUAUAUAUAUUUAAGAAGCGACCCAGCUCCAACAUAACCACACCCUGUAAAUAAUGGUCUUAUCCAUUGUCUGCAGUGGGAGAGCCAGUCCCAAAGCAUGGCCAGCAUUUUUUGGAGUGUGCUUAAAGUCUGUCAAUUCUCAGUGAGUACGAUUCUCCUCUGACAUGUGGGGUCUGUGCACAGAAUCCAUGACGCCUCUUGGAUCUUCUGAGAUCGGAUAUAUCACAGGGAUUCUUCUUAUAGAUUUCCUUUGAAGUAGCUUGGGUUUUCAUUCAGUGGUCCUCAAGGAGAUGAUGUUUUUUUCUGAAUUCUAGUUACUAUUGAGAUAUCCAUUAUUUUGUAGUGUAUGACAUUUUUUGCAGAAGGUUUAGGGUUUAUAGGAUUUUCUGUGUUUGUAGGGCGGCAAUGUAUGAUCCAAGGAUAAUAAAUAUAAGUCCAGUGUAAAGGACUGAAUCUUCCAGGAUGCAAAAGUUUCCCUUAAAGUGGAUCUACUUCACAUUGGAGGUGGCCCUUUUCGUGACUUGAGCUACUUUUCAGAAGAACGCAGGAAACUGAUUAUAAUUCACUAGGAUCUAGUGUGACUAAUUCUACAAAGGAUGAGCUUUGGUUCUGCACAGAAAAUGGCUACUUUCACUGUGUUGAGAUGACUGAUCCUCUUUGAAUACACUGGGAAAAAGCAGCAACCAAAAUCUUCAGGGAUUGAGGGAAAGCAGAAAUCCAAUUAUUGCUAUUGUGCCUGAUCUUCAUUGCCAGGACAGACUCUUCUGCGCAUCCCUAACUGAAAAGGCAAGGAGCAUAUGUGUAACACUCCUUCCUCGAAUGCCAAUUUUACACAAGUUUACAGGGUUCAGAGCAGUGACCCCAAGGGAGAGGAGAGGCGAAUCUCCGGCCUGACUUGUUUUCAUUUGUUGCUGUUUAAUUUUUUGCAUGCCCUUUAAACAGAAAUCCUAUAAAUACAUAUAUAUAUACAUAAAUCUAUAUAUAAGAGAAACAAGAGGACAGCUUGUUCGUUUUCUGAAUGCCAGUGGGGUUCUUUUGCUGCUGUCUUCCUUUAUAUUUCUGUUUUCUCGUCUCUUUCUCACUAUUUUUUUCUGAGCCUUGUAAGUGUCAAAGCAAGAGGAUAAAGACAAACAGAAAAAAAAUCUUCCUCUUGAUUUGUUUCAGAAUAUUGCAAAUUAAAAAAGAAAAACCAUAA